Molecule: messenger RNA, 3318 nt
Organism: Diachasma alloeum
Lineage: Eukaryota; Metazoa; Arthropoda; Insecta; Hymenoptera; Braconidae
Exons: 2
Coding region: 1213-2418 (401 amino acids)
Source: RefSeq, a predicted model, not a curated record
GUUCCUAAUAGGUGUCAAUUUGUACUGCCAUUCGUCGGAUGUAAGCUGGCUUAUGCUUUAAGCUAAGAUCAUUAUUGUUAUUGUGAUUAAUAGUAAUAAUGUAUGUAAUGUUAUUGUUAUUUAUCAAAAAUGUGUCUCAAGAAGUAUAUUUCUUCGUGUGAACAUUGAAAGAAAAAUGUAUUAAUGCCAACAAAGUUUGUUUGAGGUGAGAAUUUGAGUGGAGAGCUUCGGUGGAAAAUUCAAUCAAUAAGAAUCAAAUCAUUUUCGUAUCUGAGAUCCAUGGAAAUUAUAGAAAAUUGUGAAAACUCAGGCGGCUAUUAUUCUGUAUUUAAAACUGAAUUUUGUCGAAUUAUAAAGAUGAAUAGAAAAUUUUAAAAAACUUCUAAUCCAGUAGAACAAUUGGAAAGUAAUCAGUGUUAAAAUUUUCUAUUUUUCACGAAAUAUAAUGAAGUUCGAUUCAAAAAUAAUAUUGAUGGACCAACAAAUAUACGCUUGACCUUGAUGUAUUUAAGCCUGUACGGGUACACUGGAUUUACUUACAACCCCAGGGCAUUUUCUACUACAAAGAUUUUUGGAAAGACAUUUUUUUCAAAUUUUCCCCAUUUCUCUAAGUGAUGCAAUAAAUUUUUCGCUUUGGUCAGUUGCAGUGAAUUUGAUUGAAUAUCAUUCGGACAUAUGAUAUUUCGAUAUUUCUGUUUUUAAUUAAAAUAGAUUUAUUAAAAUAGAAUUUCGUUUUUAAUCACAUCCAGAAAUGUUUUAUAGCCUGAACAAAUGUUUCACCUUUGUUUGGAUCAUAAAUGAUCCAAACAAAGACCUCAUUUUUAAAAAACGGAAUCAUUGUUUAAAUCCGGCGAGAACAAAUUCAGAACAUCUUCAGCGAAAUAAAUACGCAAGUUUAUUCAUUAAUAUUUCUUCACUCAAAACAUUAUUGAAAUGAGUAGAAGAAUUUCGAAGAAAUAGUUUUGUACGUUCCGGAAGCGUCCCGUCACGUAAAAUGUUAAAUGCUACCUUAUCGAGCGCGUUAUUGAGCCGCUGUCUGCAACUACAUAUUAUAUCUGCACGAUCCACCUCAUUCAAUAUACUCCCGAUGUAAUGAUACCUCCCACCACAUAAAUCUAGUAGACUCGUCCGGCCACACUGGGAUCAAUUCCCAAACCAUGAUACUGUCUCAGUACCCUCAGUAUCUCCAAUAAAGCAACAUCGUCCCCCAAAAUGGCGAAUUCAACACUAAAAGACUUACAAUCAGUCCUGCAAUCAACUCUGGGAGACAAUCUAAUAGUCGAAAACUACGAAAUGCAGGAUCUACUUCCACCCGGUGAAAACUACGCAAGUAGAAUUGUGAGUCUCCACGUCUCAAUCAAAAACAAAAACCAAGAAAAUGAAGAUUUGCAUCUAGUGGGAAAAUUACCGCCCCCUACUAAAGAGCAGCGAGAAACAUUCGACACCCCAAGCACAUUUCGAAAAGAGAUCUUCAUGUAUUCUAAACUUCUCCCCUUCUACCGGAAAUUGGAGACGGAAAAUGGCGUAGAGGGCCGCGAAAUUGCGCCAAAGUACUACGGAUCGAGAUUGGGAGUGAAUUCCGAUGAUGAUUUCAAUGAUGACGCGGUAAUUCUCAUCGAAAAUCUGAAGCCAAAGGGGUAUUAUUGCGCAGACAGAAGGUACGGCUGUGAUUUGGCCCAUGCGAAAUUGACGGUGAAGAUGAUGGCGCGGUUACAUGCUCUUGGCAUUGCGACGAAGGAGAAAGAUCCCGCGUUCUUCGAGACUCUCAAGGUUCAGUCUAAAUGCGUGGAGUUAGCGAAUCCAGACGAAUGGGUCCCCAUCAUAGCCGAGAGGAUUCAGGACAUAGCGAGGGAUCCCGAGAUAAAAGAGUACUUCGAGGCUUGCGUGGAAACUCUGCAGAAGGGUAAAUACGAGACGUGGCUGGCGACUCCGGAUGAGCCCUGGUCGACCAUAAUCCACGCUGACUUCUGGGCCAACAACAUCAUGUACCGAAGGGGAAGUGAUGGCGAAGUGGAUGACGUCAAACUCAUUGAUUUCCAGAAUUAUCUCCAUCUCAGUCCUCUGAGGGAGUUGACUUUAUUCGUGACUUGCGGACUGCGUCGUGAUGCGCUUGGUCACAUCGAUGAGUUGAUUGAUCUGUAUUAUGAGACUGUCAUCGAUCGGCUGAUGGCUUUGCACUGUGAUGUCGAACCUUACUCUCGGGAGACCUUCGAUGAGAGAAUUCAGGAGGAUGCGCCGAUAGAGUUCUCGCAUUGCUUGAGUAUGGUGAAAAUCAUCACUUUGGAUGUUGAGGCUGGACAUCCGGAUUGCCGUAACGUCAAGAAGUUGAUGCAGCACGGGGAGAGCAACGAGGCUUACCGGAGGAAGUUGAGGGAUUUGGUUGUGACUUACAGUAGGAGAGGAUGGUUGGGGAAGUAGUUUACGACGUGGGUGAAGUCAUUUUACGUCCGCGGCGAGAGAAAUAUCGACAUAAAAUCACAAAACUAAUUUCCUGCAUUAAAUAUCCCAUCUCAAGGAUAAAACGCUUGGGAUAAGACGUCCGCAUAAUGAGUCAGAGCGUGUAAGAAUCCUGUGAAAUAUUCAUCAGCUGAACACGAACACUUGACGAUAAAGUGAGAGUUUCUUGUCUCAAGAAAUCGGUUAUUUUGGGGCAAAAGAUGAGAAAAUUAAUGAAAAUACUAAAAACUCAGUGAAUCAUGGAUUGGAGACUUUCAUAUUGAAUGAAUACGGAAUUUAUACGAGCGAAAACCUUCAGAUAUUUCAAAAUAUAACCGUCACGUGCUCUCAAUCGCAAUGAGAUUAGUAAUUUGUAAGUAAUUUCCAGAAAAAAAAGAUUUUUUCAAUCAGUAUCAUACUCUUUUGCCCCGAAGAGCACCGAUUUUUUGACUGAAACCUACUAUGAAUUGAUCGAAUACGUCUGCGAUGUUCUGCAAGACGCAAGAAAUUUUUUUGGUCAUAUUAUGUUGAUUUUUCUAGCAGUGUGCAAACACUCAAUGCUCGCGGGAAAAAAUCAACUGCACUGUUAGGACAAAAUUAAAAUUCCAUGGACACUUGACUAGUAAUUUUCAAGAGUGGGACAUUAAAGGCCAUUUGAAGAGAAAACAAGGGGGGCGAUUGCUUUCGCCACAACGUAGUCAAUAUAUUUUCGGUAAUAAAUAGGCAAUUUGCUUCCGAAUGGAAUUUCUAUGACGACGUAUUUUAAAUUGGAUCCAAUUAAAAACUAAAAAUAUUUUUCACAGUUGUAAAAAUUGUUGAAUGUCAAUCUUAAUGUAAAUUUGUUAUUUUUUCAAAAAAGAAUAAACUCAAAUUUCGAAAAUA